CCUUCUUGCAGCAUCCUUUUGCGAUGUACAAGUGUUGGAUUCACUCUUGACUUCACCAGCGACCACCGACACUGUGAUGGCGGCGACGACGGCGACGGAGACGGCUACAGUACUAGCAGCUGAUUUUUCAGACUGCUGUUCCCCUGCAGAAGCUGAACUGCCUCCAGUCUCCCUGGAUCCUAUUCCUAUACAAGGGUCCAGCCAGUCACAGGACAAGCGAGGUAAGGAGCUCGAGGUCAUGCCCCCAUUAAGACGAAGGACAAUCAAGACUUCAGAUUUGCAGAGGAUGCAGUUUGAAGUUUUGCGGGAACAGAAGCGGAAACUGGUUCUACAGUGUGAACACCUAGAGCUGAUGAACAAGAAGCUGAGGCGGGAGCUACAGGAAUAAUGUUAAUUGAGAUUUCGAACAUAUGAUUACAUGUGUGUUCGUAUGUUCUGUUUUUGUUUGUUUGUGCGUGCUGCUGUUUCUAUAGUGUGUCAUGUGCCGUACAGUGAUCACGAUAAUUAAACUACACAAUGUAUUAAAUA
Molecule: messenger RNA, 528 nt
Organism: Mizuhopecten yessoensis (Yesso scallop)
Lineage: Eukaryota; Metazoa; Mollusca; Bivalvia; Pectinida; Pectinidae
Exons: 2
Coding region: 77-388 (103 amino acids)
Source: RefSeq, a predicted model, not a curated record